AUGAACUCGUGCGUAACUUUCGGAACCAAUCAACAAACAUUGGUGUUCUCGGCAUCACAACAUGGCGGUGUAGCUGUGCCGCCGUCACGUCCACCGAUCAACUACUUCAUUCUACCCACCUUCAUCCUACACGUUGUUGGUCUGGCUUGUCUCUGGGCGCUAUGGUAUUAUCUACGAUUCACAACAGUUUUUCCGUUCCAUCACCGCGUGUUCUACUGCCGGGAUGUUCACCUUUACAAGCCGAAUUAUGUUCCAGAAGAUUUCAAUGUCUACGUUUCAUAUCCUCUUCUGUAUUCGCUAGGAUUCACUCUUCCACCGCUAGUGAUGUUCAUCGGUGAGGUGAUGUUCUGGUUGUUCUCAACGAAACCGCGCAAGACCGUGUAUGCGAAUUGUGCCGAAUGUAAGGUGCACCUCUUCACAAGGAGACUUCUACGAUUUAUCGCUGUUUUCCUAUGCGGUGCGUUGGUGACGCAGAUUUUUGUGGAUACCAUCAAGUUGAUGACUGGUUACCAACGACCCUACUUCCUUUCGCUUUGCAAUGUCUCAAUAAGUGCUUGCACAGCUCCGCUCGAGCAUUCCCCGUCUCCUUCGCCAAAUCUUGCGUGUAACUUCCGUGGCGCUGAUGAACUACGUUACGCUUGGCUCACAUUUCCAUCACUCCAUGCUGCCUUCUCAAGUUAUUCGGCUAUCUUUGCCUCGUGCUACAUCUACUACAUGAUAAAUCUUCGCGGCGCGCCACUUUUGCGUCCUUUCCUCAUUUUCGGAUUCAUCGGACUUGCUAUUGUCGACUCAUUCUCUCGUAUAAACGGCUACAAAAAUCAUUGGCGAGAUAUCUGGGUUGGAUGGCUGAUAGGAUUCCUCAUUGCGUUCUUCCUCUGCUAUUGUGUACUGUGCUUCCAAGAGGUCUAUCAUGUGAUCGUCGAGAAAACUCCAGUGAUCGAAGAGCGUGUCUCGCCGUUCUUCUCAUGGUUCCGUUUACCUCGAGUACAGGCACCAUCUGUAAGGGAGGAAUAUGUGAUGUACGAGGAAGACGUCCCCCAGACUGAGACCAUGCCACGUCAUCGAAAGGGUCAAGACCGGCAGUAUGAAGUCACGACAACGACAGAAUCGUAUCAUCGAACGAUCAGCCCACCGCAAAACAACGGCUACCAGUACUAG
This is a messenger RNA of Necator americanus (New World hookworm), 1158 nucleotides long. RefSeq lists its product as uncharacterized. The record is from RefSeq and is a predicted model, not a curated record. Gene Ontology annotation, cellular component: plasma membrane. Gene Ontology annotation, biological process: signal transduction; phospholipid metabolic process; phospholipid dephosphorylation. Gene Ontology annotation, molecular function: phosphatidate phosphatase activity. Lineage: Eukaryota; Metazoa; Nematoda; Chromadorea; Rhabditida; Ancylostomatidae. Bases 1 to 1158 code for a protein of 385 amino acids. The transcript has 10 exons.